GUCGCUGUUGCCUUUUGCCGCUGCGGUUGCGCGUCCGCGGAAGGGGACGACGAGACGACGCGUCCCCGUCUCCCCUCUCCCCUUCCCUUCCCCGAUAAAAAGGCCGGGCGCCUCUCGUCCGUUCCUCGCUCCUCGCCGAUCAUCGCAACCGCGCCCAUCCAUCCAUCCCCCCGAUUCGCAAGCUCCUUCCCGUCUCCCGGCCUUAGCCCAGUCCCCGCCCUCCGAAAAGCAAGCUCCCCGGCCGCGCCGCGCCACCGCGAAAGAAGGCAUGGCGCAGCGCGACAAGAAGGAGGAGCCCACGGAGCUCCGGGCGCCGGAGAUCACGCUCUGCGCCAACAACUGCGGCUUCCCGGGGAACCCGGCCACGCAGAACCUCUGCCAGAGCUGCUUCUCGGCGGCCACGGCGUCGAUGUCGUCGCCGACCUCCUCCUCCUCCUCAGUUCCCGCGCCGGCCGCGGUGGCUGCUCAGCCGAGGCCGGCGCUGGCAGGCGCGCCGCCGGUGGAGCUGGUCUCCCCGGCCGGCGCGGCCGCUGACUGGCCCGCCGCGGCGGCCCCGGCUCCGGCUCCGGAGGCGGCGAGGGCGUCGGUGAACCGGUGCUCGAGCUGCAGGAAGCGGGUGGGGCUGACGGGGUUCUGGUGCCGGUGCGGCGAGCUCUUCUGCGGCGCGCACCGGUACUCGGACCGCCACGGCUGCAGCUACGACUACAAGGGCGCCGCCAGGGACGCCAUCGCCCGGGAGAACCCGGUGGUGCGCGCCGCCAAGAUCGUUAGGUUCUGAUCGACGACGACAGAAUCAAGAUUCCAUCCAGCAGAGCUGUUCUGUUCUUCAAAGGGAAGGAAGGAGAAACACACACAUCAUAUCCAUGGAAAUGGAAAGGCUUUGGUGUUAUUAUGCUGUUCUUCAAAGUGUUUGAUUUCCAAUCUCCUUUUUUAUAAUUUUUUUCUAAUGGAGAAGAAAAGAAAGAGGGUGGACAAAGAAUAGUGUAAUGAUGGCGGUGAUGCCGCACGGCGGUGGUUGAGGCUGGAAACUAUGAACAAAUGGGGAAUGGGUGUAUGUACCUGUCACACGCAAACUUUGUGCGAAACCAUUUCUCUCUCCGAUUUUCGUACAGGAAACAAAAACAAAAACACCA
This is a messenger RNA of Setaria italica (foxtail millet), 1133 nucleotides long. RefSeq names its product zinc finger A20 and AN1 domain-containing stress-associated protein 1. NCBI's taxonomy places the organism in Eukaryota, Viridiplantae, Streptophyta, Magnoliopsida, Poales, Poaceae. The record is from RefSeq and is a predicted model, not a curated record. The coding region runs from base 269 to 778 and encodes 169 amino acids. The transcript has a single exon. Gene Ontology annotation, biological process: protein ubiquitination. Gene Ontology annotation, molecular function: zinc ion binding; DNA binding; ubiquitin-protein transferase activity.